This is a messenger RNA of Nycticebus coucang (slow loris), 478 nucleotides long. Its product is annotated as 60S ribosomal protein L37-like. Gene Ontology annotation, molecular function: structural constituent of ribosome; RNA binding. NCBI's taxonomy places the organism in Eukaryota, Metazoa, Chordata, Mammalia, Primates, Lorisidae. The record is from RefSeq and is a predicted model, not a curated record. Gene Ontology annotation, biological process: translation. The transcript is spliced from 2 exons. Gene Ontology annotation, cellular component: ribosome; cytosolic large ribosomal subunit. The coding region runs from base 1 to 432 and encodes 143 amino acids.
AUGUCCAAAGGUAUUUGGAGAUUUAGCCCUAGAAACCAGGUAGCAGUUAAGACUGAGAAAAGAGGGGGUAGAAGAGAAGAGAGAAUGGAAAUGUUCCCAAGGGACAGCCCAGACUUAGAGAAACAGAAAGUGGAAGAUGGAGGAAGCACCGUGACGAAGAGAACAUCAUUGCUUGGAAAGCGUGGGAAUAAGACGCAUACGUUGUGCUGCCACUGUGGCUCGAAGGCCUACCACCUACGAAAGUCCACCUGUGGCAAAUGUGGCUAUCCUGCUAAGCACAAGAGAAACUGGAGUGCCAACUCUAAAAGAAGAAAUACCACUGGGAGUGGUCGGAUGAGGCACCUAAAAAUUGUGUACCGCAGGCAUGGAUUCCGUGAAGGAACAACACCUAAACCCAAGAGGGCAGCUGUUGCAGCAUCCAGUUCAUCUUAAGAAUUUCAACUAUUAGUCAUGCAAUAAAUGUUUUGGUUUUUAAAAA